This is a messenger RNA of Trichoplax adhaerens, 1149 nucleotides long. RefSeq lists its product as uncharacterized. The annotation marks the transcript as partial. Gene Ontology annotation, molecular function: G protein-coupled receptor activity. Gene Ontology annotation, cellular component: membrane. The record is from RefSeq and is a predicted model, not a curated record. Gene Ontology annotation, biological process: G protein-coupled receptor signaling pathway. NCBI's taxonomy places the organism in Eukaryota, Metazoa, Placozoa, Uniplacotomia, Trichoplacea, Trichoplacidae. The transcript has a single exon.
UUCUGCUGUAUCGUUCCAGCUAAAAUUAAAGAAUGCUCAGUGACAGAAUUUAAUAGUCGUAAUAAAAUAUCUAAUUGCCAUGAUUUACUUGCUAAUCCAUCUUUGCGUAUCUUUACCUGGAUUGUUUCCAUUUUAGCAGUCAUUGGUAAUGCUUUGGUUAUUCUUUUAUAUCGCCGCGACAGUAAAGCUGGCCAUCCUGUACCCAAAUUAGUGGUUAGCCAUCUUGCUUUCGCUGAUUUCCUUAUGGGACUUUAUCUUUUAAUUAUAGCUAUUGCUGAUAUGUUAACUCGCCAUGACUAUGGCAUUUAUUCCGUUUACUGGAAUAAGCAUCCUAUGUGUUUAUUAGCUAGCUUCCUAAUGUCAUUAUCCAGCUUUAUGUCUGUCUUUAUGAUGUUAUUGAUUGGUAUUGAUCGCUACAUUUGCAUCGUCUAUCCAUUUUCUAAUAAACGUUUAGAUAUGGCAACCACUAAGAAAACGCUAGGUUUAGCAUGGGUCAUUAGUAUCGGUUAUAUCGCAGGUCCGAUUGUAUAUAGUAUAAAUAAACCUUAUACUCAAACUGUUUAUGGUGAUAGUCCAGUUUGUGUGCCUAUCAAUUUAUCUCAUAAAUUCUUUUACCUGUGGCUAUCGAGUUAUAUAUUUUUAACAUUCCUCAUGUGGAUCAUUGUGACUAUUCUCUAUAUACGCUUAUUCAUAAAAGUAAAACAAUCUGGCCGAUCAAUACGUCGAAAUCAGAAAACAAAUCAAGAGCAUCGUAUGGCUAUUCGACUUUUUUUAAUCUGCAUCACGGAUAUUGUAUGUUGGCUACCAUUUUACUUUGUGUUUUGGCUUUCUGUCAUUCAGAUUAGACGAGGAGAAGCCCAUUCUUACUUAAAUAGCGGCUUUAGCGUUAUCUUACGAUUUACCAUCUUACCUUAUGUUGUUGUCUUUGCAUUACCAAUCAACUCCGCUAUCAAUCCAUUCCUCUAUACUUUUACUAGUAGUAAUUUCACAGAUCGAUUACCCGGUUGGUGCAAAAUGGAUAGAAGUAAAUGGCCACUCUUUGGAUCAUUAUCCAGUUUAAAUCAAUCAUCUAAAUCUAAUAGUAGUUUAACAAUUUCAUCGCCGUCUGAAAGAAUUCAAAGUUCUGCUUCAAUAGAUUCCAAGUCAUAG